Paramecium sonneborni is the source of this 331-nucleotide messenger RNA. The record is from the annotation of a GenBank genome assembly. NCBI's taxonomy places the organism in Eukaryota, Ciliophora, Oligohymenophorea, Peniculida, Parameciidae.
CUUGAUAUAUGAGAUAUUUCAUCAAAAUAUGCCCAAGCAGAUAAAUAUUCAAAUGAGAUUUAACUUAAGCCGAACUCUUCCACAAUUCCAUCUAUUUCUAAUGAAUAUUCAGGAUAAUGUGUUCUUAUUGCUUGAGCUAUAGUUGUAUAGUCUUAUGGCUAUAGUAUAUAGAAUGUAUUUUUGUUAUGGAAUUCAAAAACUGGUCCAAAAGAAUUUUCAUAACCAAAUUCAUUUAGAAUUGUUCUAAUCGCCUUUUUCCAUCUAAGUUUUGGUGCAUCACCUAAAUUUAUUUCUACUUUUGGUAUAUAGUUUAAACUUAAAACAGAUGUGA